Molecule: messenger RNA, 5106 nt
Organism: Vitrella brassicaformis
Lineage: Eukaryota; Vitrellaceae
Source: the annotation of a GenBank genome assembly
CAAAAAAGUGCUGGAAGGCGAGGAAUCAGUUCAACUUGAAGGGGCUUGGUCCACCAAGCCGCCUGAGGCCCAACCAGAUAAGACAGACGACAUCGGACAGACAGCAGCAGAUGUCACUGCGCCUGCUGCUGCCCUCCGCCUCACCCCUUCCCGCCAGGCACUCCGCCGCAUCACCGAUGAAUUUAAGUCCUUCUUUAAAACCGUCCUGACUGCGGACUCAGAAGAAGAUGUGGUUCGCGCUACAGCAAAGCCAAGCACCUGCAAGGCUUAGCGUGUAUUCUCCUUGUUUGUUUGCCGGCGUUUGUGUGGCAUGCUAUGCAGCCCUUCAACAAGGUUGUGACGGUGUUGAACCUUGUUCUAUGGAUGCUGCUAGUCGCGAUUGCCCUUGUGAGUGCCAUCCUGCUGUAUGCGGAGCAGCUCGAGAUUGUCACGCCUCCCUUGAUGGACUCGAGGGGUGAAUGGCUGUACAAGAGCGUGUUAGAGUACCUGUCUGCCAUCACCCAUGUGAGCGACGUCACUGUCGAAUGGCACCCCACACCACAGAGCAUGUACGUACGGACCAGCGGAGGGGGAGACACACACCAAUCAGCACACACAACCUGCCUGCAGUCGUGUGUCUCGAUCGGCCUCUCUGCAUGUCUCUGUCUGUCUGUCUGUCUGUCUGUCCGUCCGCACAUGAGUGCAGUGGAUUUGGGUGUUGCUGGGGGCUCAUCGGUUUCAUGAGUCUGGUGACAUUGAUGUUCCACACGGUCUUCUUCCGGAGGACAUUGAUGUUCUGGAAUCUGCAGCGAUACAGAGAGUACCAAAGGCGGAUGAGCAAGUGAGACAGUGAAACAGCCAGUCGUGGACGCCCGAAGGGGAAGGAAUGAAUGCGCAUGUGUGUGUCGCAUUCACCCCCAGGAGCCGCACAUCGAGUCACUUCGUCAAGCCAACCCUCCGGCCGGCGGCGAGCGGGGAUGUCGCCUGUGAGAAAAGAGACAGCGUGGCAUCGUCGCUCAAAGCACUGACCAUAUCCCACAAUCUGGACCGCUUCCGGAGAUUCAGUGCCCGGUUCUACGUAUCAAGCCAGAAGAACAUUGGCUUCACUGGGCACAUGUUUUGGACCCACUUUGUCCUUGUGGAGUGCAUUGCCAUUGGUCUACAAUACAUCAAAUGCCUCAAAAUGGCCGGUCUGCUGGCUCAUCAGCUGAGUAGAGCCAGCUCCCUGUACUCAGCCUGUGUGUCCCGUGCGUCCCUGGCCGCAGGUGUAGAAGUCUUGUCGUACCACCAGAUACCGGCCUACAAGCAGUGGACCUUUGGCACCUUAUGCAUUCUGAUUGUGCUUCACUCGACCUCACUCGUGGUCAGUCGGGCAGACAGAUAGGCACCACUGCCCAAGCACACCGACACACAACACACGUCUGCCUGCCUGCCUGUCUGUCUGUCUCGUGACAUCCAUCCAUCCGUCCACCCAACGUAGGUCUUGUGUCAAUGGAACCGCCGUGGCUUUGCCGCCGUGAGCACAACUGUCUCCUCCUUAUUCUAUGUGGGACAUGCUUUGCUGGUCCACGAGGGCGCGCCGAAAGGCUUCAACAUCAACAGUCUUGUCGGGCUGAAAGCACACAAUGUGGUACACUUUCUGGGGAAAGCCGUGCCAUUGGUCAUGGCGCUGCUGGGGCUGAUGCAAGUGGAUGCCCUUCUUCUGAUCAAGGUAGGUAAUAUCCACCUUGAUCAAUCAUUCUAUGCCACUCGUCAAUCAAAGGCCCCAAAUCAAUGAUCAAGGCGUGUUACAACUGGCGGAGGGAGUGCUUGGACAGCAUGGGGAGACAACAGGCCGCGCAUCGGCCGCAUGGGGAGCUUGCAGAAGACCAGUACAGCAUUUACACCCCCUCAUUAGGUCACCAGGGUCAGUUGACUGACGCCCACGGGCAGCCAGACGGCAAAUCGGCUAAUGACAGACAGGACACACUCAUUUAUGUCUCAAUCUGUGUCGUGUGUACAGUCAUGGAGUCGAAUCACUACAGUCGGCGUGCUUCGUGGGCGGCCAGUCGGGAGGGCACGAUGGACUCCGUGAUGUGGAGGGCCAAAGUGAACGCAUUCUUGCGGAGACACUCGACUGAGGCAAUAUCCACCCUGCGCACACUGCCGCCCGACAUCAAAUUGGCGACUGCGCCAGACGCCCUCCACGAGAACGAGGUGACUUGUGCUGGGGAGCCGCCUUUCGCAGAUCAUGAGGCCGAGACUGCAGAAGGGACGGCACCGGUGAGGUCACGGUCCGAAGAUCCCGGUCGUGAGGGGCCCCUUCGCCUGUCCACCUUCGAUCAGCCAGUGGGGCGGGGCCGCGGGAGGCCAUCGAGGAGGAAAGCUGACUCGAACGAGUGGGGCUUCAUGAGCCCGAAGGUGAGUGGGAGGAGGGUCAGUGGAUGUCGACUGGCGCUGUGUGUGUUUGGUCCAUAUGGCUGUCUAUCCUGUUGUGUGUGUCGUCCAUUCAGAGCGUGCGUGCGCCAUUACAGGGCAUUUUCGAGCUGGACGAGUGGGUGUCGUCAUACAACGCGGACCAUAAUCCCCCGCAGCACGAGCAGCGAGGCCACAUCGACAUGCACAAGCUCGGCUGGCAUGUGGGGGAUUUCGAGUCUCCCCUUGACCAGUCGGUGGCCGCCACGCCGCCCCAGCGGCCUAUCGUCGACUCACACGUGGCCAGCCAUGACCUCUCGCCGUCGACCAGGUUGCAGCGCGCACUUAGCGGAGUCGAGACAUUCUCCAGUCCGCGACACGAGGACAGGAGCAGCGUCACGCACAGCAUCUUGAGCGGUCCCGUAUCGGAUGAGCCCGCCCCCCAGUCGGUGGCCAGGACCGAGGCGCACCCCCCUCACACCAUUUCGGUCUCGGCAGCGGGGUAUACAAUCCAAUACCCAGCCGACUCCGACGCACACUCUCCGGCCGCAAGCACAGGACAAAAUGCCCACACAGCCGCCGCCACGCAUGCGCAACAGCCCAUCUCGGCGCCUGUGGCUGCCAGACAUGCAGACGAGGACAUACCUGCAACACUCUCAGCGGACCAACUGGCCAUGGAGGUGCGGUUCAAGCUCUCGGCAAGUGAAACCAUCGAGGGCGAGGAGCAAUGGCUGCAGCCGCCACGGACCCCGUCUAUCACCCUGUAUUUGUCAAGGGUAUCAAAGGCCCUGUCAAUAUCAUUCAUCAUCCGUUGCCAACACGAUAGGCGAGCCACCGUGUGUGUGUGUGUGUGUGUGUGUGUGUGUCUCAGGCUGUAUCCGAGUCGGUGGCUCAGUUGCAGCACUCCAUCCACCGUCGGGAUUGGGAAACGAUCGACGUGAGGGUGGCAUUCUGGCUAUCCUUUGCCGUCACAGUCAUAGCCUACCUAUUUGGAGGCUUCCUGCUCGCACAGUGCAUUUGGGCAUCCAGAGAAUGCGAGCAUGUCCCUGGCUGGAAAGGUGAGUGAGUGAGUGGGUGGGCAAAAUGCUGGUGCAUGCGACAGACACAUCAGGACAAUCAGUCACAUCGAUCGCAUCUGUUGGUGCUGCAGCAUGCACAUAUACCACCUGGCCGCCCUUCAAAGGCACCAUGGAAGGUCAAUGCUGCCACACCAACGAGGGCACACGCAUCAAUGAAGGAAUACGAUGUACCAAGGGUACAUGCGUGCAUGCGGGUCGCCUUGGUACACGACCAUGUGACUGUCGAGUUGCCUACAUUGACCAAAGUGGGCACACAUCGCAAGACCUGUAUGGAUGUGUGUGUGUGUGUGUGUGAACAAGGGAUGAGCUGAGCUGCCUGUAUUGUUUGGUCGUCAGUGGGGGACGCUCACGUCAUGACGGAAGCCCUGCAGCACUUCAGCACCCUAGAGGUAGGGUGCUCUGUCCAUCGCUCGAAAGGCGCCUGUCAGCCGUGCGAGAUGGCCACAUGCAUCACCCCCUGCCACUCAUUCCCCCUGUCGGGUCUGUCCCCGUUUCCCUCCCUACAUACAUUAUUCAUUGAUCGUAGGCUAUUGGUGUUGUGUUUGACUCCUCUGGGCCCUACCACUUGAACAUGACCACCAUCAAUGAGCGGGACCUGGGCAGGCAGAUGCACCUACGCACCAUCGUAUGGACCAGGACGGCACUCAAGAAAUACCCAGCUGAGGCACUCAAGGAGAUAUCCACGGAAGGCCACAAACGGCAUGAGAAACAUCACGGGCACGGUGUCUCGCACACCUACUUCUCUGGUGAGGUGAUUAUCGAUCAGUCAGUCGGCCAAUCAGCUCGUAAUUACUCUUAUCCAUGGAUGCCAUACAGGCAAUAUGAUCAACGAUGUGCCCAGGGCCAUCUGUGAUCUCGAGGGCCUGAGGUCGCUGGAUGUGCGAUGCAACCAGCUGGCCACUCUGCCGUCAUGCCUGGCCACGCGGCCAAAGAAGCUGCAGCAUGUCUUCAUGACUGUCAACCCUAUAUGCGAUGUCGAUCAGGCCGGCAGCAGCUUCUUCGACAGCAGCGAUGCCUGGCGGGCCUUCAAUGCCAAACAUGACCCUUGCCUGAGGCAACUAAUGGCUGGACACGCUGAUGAUGUCAUCGACCCGCUCUUUCUCGCAUCCUCUCAAGUGGACCACCGUUGCCUGGAGCCGCAGUGCUCAAAACUAUGGAAUUCGUUUCAAUCACUCGAUGUGUCUCGCGACGGCUGUGCCCAAAUCGAAGAGCUGCAGUCCUUCUUCCCGGGCCGUAAGCUAGCUGACCCGCACAACCAUGCACAGUGUCUCUUCCUUCCUUCCACAUGUACGUGUACGUUUUCGUUGUGUGGCUGUGCUGUGCUGUGCUGUACCAAUGCAUGUAGUGUCUGCGGGGACACUGGACCGGAUGAUCGAGAGACUGCUGCCCCUUCUGGCGGACCCGCCUGACCCACAGCAGCAACAAACCGGCGCGGCAUGUGCUACGUUCAUCGUCUUCGUAUUGUCGGUUUCUCGAGUCAGCUUCGACUGUGGAUUGUGCUCAUUCGAGAGAUAGAUAGACAGACAGAAUGAAUAUGUGACAAGGAUGGAUGACGAGAGGGCGCUAGAAGGUGCAAAUGUGGCUGUCGGCGAUGAUACAGACGGUAGAUCAUGCAUUUUUCUGGCCGGCUGGCUUCGUCGAUGCGGCGCCGUAG